CUCGCAAAGGUCAGUAAGUUGCACAUUGCAUGCGCGCGGAACCAUCCCUUCAUUUCUGCAGACCCGUGUGAAUGUUUAUUUGUUUGUUAUAAGGGAUUUGAAUUGAAGAUUUCCCCUCAACUACUUUCUGGGGUUUCAUUGAACCUAUCGUUGGAAAAGGAACCAAAUGGCUGGGAUAUUGUUUGAAGACAUCUUUGAUGUGAAAGACAUCGAUCCAGAUGGCAAAAAGUUUGACAGAGUGUCUCGACUUCACUGUGAAAGUGAAUCUUUCAAGAUGGAUUUGAUACUCGAUGUAAACAUUCAGAUCUACCCCGUGGACCUUGGGGACAAGUUUAGAUUAGUGAUAGCUAGCACACUUUACGAAGAUGGCACUCCAGAUGAUGGGGAAUACAAUCCAACAGAUGACCGUCCAUCAAGAGCAGAUCAGUUUGAUUACGUGAUGUAUGGAAAGGUGUAUAGGAUUGAAGGAGAUGAGACGUCUACGGAAGCGGCCACUCGUCUAUCGGCGUAUGUGUCUUAUGGCGGCUUGCUGAUGAGGCUACAAGGGGAUGCCAACAAUCUGCACGGAUUUGAGGUCGAUUCACGAGUCUACCUGUUGAUGAAGAAGCUUGCUUUUUAAACACUUUUUUUCUAUUUUUGCCUUCCGGAUGGACUCCUAAUCCAGUGCAUUGAAAACAUCCUGAAAAAGACAGUACACCGGUAUUCAGAGGAUCAUGGACUUGCAUUUCUGGGGCUUGUUUUUGUAGAAACUCUUGAGUUUUCCAGGGCUGGCUUUCCUAGCCAAAGGAAGUAAUUAUCAAAUGGGGGAAUUCUUGUGGCAAAUCCUGUAAAUAAAACAUUUUAUACUUAAA
This is a messenger RNA of Engraulis encrasicolus (European anchovy), 851 nucleotides long. RefSeq names its product RNA polymerase II, I and III subunit H (gene polr2h). Gene Ontology annotation, cellular component: RNA polymerase II, core complex; RNA polymerase I complex; RNA polymerase III complex. Lineage: Eukaryota; Metazoa; Chordata; Actinopteri; Clupeiformes; Engraulidae. The transcript has 6 exons. The record is from RefSeq and is a predicted model, not a curated record. The coding region runs from base 167 to 619 and encodes 150 amino acids. Gene Ontology annotation, biological process: DNA-templated transcription.